GCACCAGAAAAACAAUUGCAAUUGCCCAGGAUCAUGGCUUGCAAACGCAGCGCCUCAGCUCGCUACAGGCGCCUUGCGGUCGCUUUGCCUUUCCUCUUGGUCUUCGGCUUCCACGGCGUGACCUUCAACAUCCCAAAGCGCAUGCAUGAAGUUGCCCAAGACAAGGGCAUCAGUGACAUGGAAUACUUGCAAGGGGUCAGCGCGGCAGCAGAGUCUUACAAAAAGAGCGACCAGAUCGCUGGACGAACUGGCUUCAUCAAAGCACUGCAGAAGGCUAUGCAAAAACCGGGCUUGUACCUUGUCAUUGGAGGCAAGUCCCUUGGCAAGACCAAGAUUAUGCAAAAGAUGGAUCAAGUUGUCGCCGCUUACUCCCCGUUGCUCUACGUCAACAUGCGCCACCCACCCCAGCCCGAGUCAACGGAUGCUUUGGAAUGCCUUCAAGCCAAAGCCAAAGAUCUCUGGAGUGCAAAGUAUGUGCCCCCUUGGGCGGGGACAGUGGCUGGCGUCAUGAUUUCCCUUGCUCGAGUAGUUGGCAAGGAGAGCUUGAAGAAGGGUGAUGCGGAGGGUGGAGUGGAACUUGCUUUUUCCGAAUUGCUGAAUGUGCCCAAGCCGCAAGAGUUUCUCUGGGCUUUUGUUGAUGCGGCAGUUUCAAUGAAACAGAUCCCGACAAUGAUCAUCGACGAAGCCAACAUUGCUUUUCCGAACACGAAUGGCAAUGGAGACAGCAAAUCCAAGAGGGAAGCAGCCUCACGGGCCCUUGCCACCUUUGUGGCAAUGACAAAGGAAAGCUGCAAGGCUUGCGUCAUCUUGCCUGCCUCCGAUUUCGCCUUCCCAUGGGGCCUACAAACACUUGGUUUCAACAAGUUCGAUGCCCUUCAGACAAUCGUGAUUCCGGAGGUUGAAAGGGAGCCAAUGCUGGCUUUGCUGACAGAGUGGGGUUUGCCUCGGGAUGUGGCGGAGGAGUUCUACAUGAUCUUCGGCGGCAACAUACUUCUCUGCCAGCAGGCAAUCGAUAAGCUUCUUGAGCAGUUCGAGCGUGGUGCAGAAGACUCCUUCGACCCCUUCAGCGUCCGAGGUACAGACGGGCUGGCUGGUUUGGCCAAAGACCCGCUCACCCGGGAACACUUGGAGAACCUUGCGCGACAGGGGUGGUCCCCCAUCGAGGAAGGCAGCGCAGACGGGGAGACGGAGAGCCAGAAGGGCGCCCGCAUCAUCGCCAAGAAGAACUUCGGCGGCGUCAUCAACAGAGAGACGACCACCUUUUUGGACCAAGACUUGAGGGAUGACAUGUUCAGCAACAGAAGCACGAAACAGGUGCUCAUCCCGGCCACAAUCUACCUGCGCAACUGUAUCAAGGUUGAACUUCAGGCAUGUGAGCCCAGCAGUGCUGCCUCGCAACCAUCCGCUGCGGUGUGGGUCUGUCAGCUGGGAAGCCCUGACGGCGAGGAGUUCAUUGGCAAUGCGUUUCAGGUCAAAGGUGUCUUGGCAAACGUGGAUGACUUGAAGAAGGCAAUCGAUCCUUCCUUGUCCGCGUUUCAAGCGUCCAAGAUUGCCAUUUUCAGCCGGAAGGACGGCCGCUGGGUCAAAGAAGCAAGGAUGUCAGCAAGUUUGCGCGACACAGAUGAGGCAGACUGCUACGGAUUCACGUUACCAGCUGGAGCUGCUGGAGCCGCAUAGUUUGAGGCUACUGUUGGCUGUUGCUGUUCUCGGCUGAGGCAAUGCUGGGGCACAACGUUUCACCUCGUGCAGUGACAAAAGGGUGCAGUCGCAGGCACAGUUGUUUCGUUGCAGCGCGACUUUGCUUGACUGUUGAAGCUUGAGGGAGGUCAAUGUUCACACUUUUGAACAGCAGGCUGCGGUGUUCAAGUCAAGCAGGGAAUGCCUGCAACGGGUACAGGACCAGCAACAGUUGCCAGCGCUGGUCAACAGCUGUUUCACCGAGGCGUUCCGCCCUGUGCCAAAGUGCGCGGACGCAGUACCAACCAGUUUGAAGAUGCGUGGAG
Messenger RNA from Effrenium voratum, 2003 nucleotides. NCBI's taxonomy places the organism in Eukaryota, Dinophyceae, Suessiales, Symbiodiniaceae. The record is from the annotation of a GenBank genome assembly.